Messenger RNA from Trematomus bernacchii (emerald rockcod), 3036 nucleotides. It is a transcript of the gene dnajc16, whose product is annotated as DnaJ (Hsp40) homolog, subfamily C, member 16. NCBI's taxonomy places the organism in Eukaryota, Metazoa, Chordata, Actinopteri, Perciformes, Nototheniidae. Bases 258 to 2636 code for a protein of 792 amino acids. The transcript has 15 exons. The record is from RefSeq and is a predicted model, not a curated record.
GUUAAACCGAAAACAAACAUAUGAAGCAUUAGGUGUCAUAAAUACUCAAUAUCCCCAAAUUAAUUUCGACACUUGGCGCCUCCCCCUCUCUCUCCUGUCAGCAGCAGUUUGUGAUCUCGCCCUGGAGGAGCUGCGGGAUGCUGCGGAACACACCCUGUGCAUCUCGCUGUCUCUUCACAUCAAGCCGAGGAACAUCAAAACGCUCAUCAAAUAUGUGACGUACGACAGGCUGACUGCAUCUGCUUCAGGUUUCUGCGAUGAUGGCAGGGUCAAAGAUGUCCGCACCGCUGGCUCUGGUGCUGGUCCUCUCGGUGCUGCUCACAGGAGUAGCCCAUGCUGCUGGGCCUGAGAUGGACCCAUACAAAAUCCUGGGAGUAACCAGGAGUGCAAGCCAGGCUGAGAUCAAAAAGGUUUACAAGCGUCUGGCAAAAGAAUGGCAUCCGGACAAAAACAAGAGUCCAGGAGCUGAGGACAUGUUUAUUAAGAUUACUAAAUCUUAUGAGAUCCUGUCCAGUGAAGACAAACGUGCCAAUUACGACCGUUAUGGGCAGACUGAUGACACGCAGCCAUACGGCGGCAACGGUCGCUACGGUCAGCGCCAGGAAGGCUUUUAUUUUGAUGAGUCCUUCUUCAACUUUCCCUUUAACAGCAAGAACCAGAGGGACUUUGCUGACAGCAAGUACACGUUGCACUUUAACCAGUAUGUCAACGAGGUGGUGCCUGACAGCUACAAGAGACCGUACCUGAUAAAGAUCACUUCCGACUGGUGCUUCAGCUGCAUCCACAUUGAGCCUGUUUGGAAAGAGGUGGUGCAGGAGAUGGAGACUCUAGGUGUCGGGAUAGGUGUGGUGGAUGUUGGCUAUGAAAGAAGGUUAGCCAAUCACCUUGGCGCUCAUCGCACACCAUCCAUACUGGGAGUUAUAAAUGGCAAAGUGACGUUUUUCCAUUACGCUGUAGCAAAGGAGCACCUCAGGCAGUUUGUAGAAGACCUUCUCCCUCAAAGACUUGUAGAGUGGGUCACCGACAAGAAUUACCUGCAGUUCUUGAGCAGCUGGCAUGAGCUCAACAAGCCUCACGUGCUUCUGUUUGACCAAGUGCCUGUAGUUCCUCUGCUUUACAAGCUCACAGCGUUUGCCUAUAAGGACUACUUGCAGUUUGGCUAUGUGGACCAGGGCCUCUCGGAGACCGCUGAUCUGCAGAAACAGUUCAAUAUUAACACCUACGCUCCGACCAUGUUGGUGUUCAAAGAGAGCAUUGAAAAGCCCGCUGACAUUAUACAGGCUAAAGGAAUGAAAAAGCAAAUUAUUGAUGAGUUCAUGUCAAACAACCGAUUUCUUCUCGUGCCACGUUUGGUAAAUCAGAAACUCUUUGAUGAGCUCUGUCCUGUCAAACAGUUUCAUAGAAGAAGAAAAUACUGUGUCCUGCUGAUAACAGGCGAUGAAGAGACUUUUUCUUUUGGGAACCAGGCGUUUCUUUCCUUUGCCUCCACCAAUAGCAAGGAAGUAGUGAGAUUUUCAUAUGUUUACCAACGGCUACAGCAACCUCUCUGUGACAUCUUCAUGCAAAACAAGGACACUGCGGAGUCUCCAGCACAGGUGGUGAUCCUGGAGAGGCGUAAUGCUGCAGGGAAGGCCUUGUUCAAGCCAGUGACCGCCUGGAACGGCAGCGAUGACGACAAGCAGCGUCUCCUGGAGGAGCUGGAGCGCCUUCAGAAGGACCCGUCCAUCCUCGUCCAUGACGCCAUGCUGCCCGAGCUCAACAACGAGUUUGCCUCUAUGUUUGUUAUCCGAUGGAUCUAUGCAUCGUACGAUUACCUCUCUGAAGUCAUCGAUGAUAUUCUGCAUAACAACUGGCGUGAGAUGAUGCCUCUUCUGUCCCUCAUCUUCUCUGCCUUGUUCAUCUUGUUUGGAACUGUCGUCGUCCAGGCCUUCAGUGACUCCAGUGAAGAUAAGCAGACUAAACCAAAGGCAAAGGAUGGGACAAAAUCUGAAAAUGGGUCACCAGGGAACGGUAGUGCUUCAAGUCGGCCUCCAAAGAAGAAUUUUGUGGAGGUGACGGAGCUGACAGACAUCACAUACAUGAGCAACCUGGUGAAGCUGAGGCCAGGACACAUGAACAUAGUGCUGGUGCUCACUGACGCCUCCAAAAACAUCCUACUUAGCAAGUACGCUAAAGAGGUCUACUCUUUCACAGGGAGCCUGACACUACAUUUCUCCUUCCUGAACAUCGACAAACACGGCGAGUGGAUGGACACACUGCUUGAAUACGCCCAGGAUGCCAUGCAGAUCGAUGAAGAUGACGCAGGAAACCACAAGAUGGACUACACAGGCUACGUGCUGGCACUCAACGGACACAAAAAGUACCUCUGUCUGUUUAAACCCGUCUACACCGGGGAAGACAUCGACAGCAAGUCAUCAGAGGAUGAAGGGGCCGCUUCAGGGGGGAGGUCGAGGUCCAGUUCCCGCGAUGACAAUCCGCCGCGCAGAUCCAAGCGAUCCCGUAGCUUAUCCACCCUGCAGAUCCACCACAAGCUGGACCGUCUGGGGCUAUGGAUGGAAAGGCUCAUGGAAGGCACUUUGCCUCGCUACUACAUCCCCACGUGGCCAGGACUGGACAAGAUCACCUCCAGUAAAUAGAUGGAGGCGAGUGAGAAAGAGACUUCUUAUUUAUCUACUGUCACACCAAAAUGACUCCCCUCGUGUUCUGCUGCCAUUUUUGCACUUGAGAUAUUUAAUAGUUACAGAUGUUUUUUAAGGUGCAAUGUGUAAGACCGAGUCAGGUGAAUCAACGGGGCAGCGUUUUACCUCUACCACUGGGUCCGUACAAUCUCAAUUUACUAGUUACUAAUAAUUUACUAACUAAUUUGCUAUUAGCUUAAAAAAAACGACUGUUGAAACUCUGAGAGCCAAUCAAAAAUAACACUGCAAUCUUCUUUAUGAUCUUUAUUUUUACCGGCCACUUACCAGAGGCCUGUACUACGAAGCCGGUUCAACCUAACCUGGAUAUGUUUGAGUUACCCGGCUUACCUAAUCCAAA